AUGAACUUUAUACGGAGGUUAGCAACAACGGCAACCAACACAAGCCUUCAAGACGUAGUAAUAAUAGGUGGUGGACCUGCAGGUCUAACAAUUUUAUCAGCUAUAAAAACUUCACCAAAAUUAAAACAUUUAAAAUGUACACUAAUUGAAGGUCAAUCUUUAGAUCCAAUACGAAAUUUCUACAAUGAUCCACCUGAAAAUUAUACAAAUAAAAUUGUAUCAUUAACUCCAAAAUCAAUUGAAUUUAUGAAUAAUAAAAUAGGGAAUUGGGAAUUUAUAAAUCAAGAAAGAAUUAAAAAUUAUGAUGGAAUAAUAGCUUAUGAUUCUCAAGAUUCUUCAUCAAGAAUUGAAUUUGAUAUUGGAUUAAUUGAUAAAGAUUCAUUAGCUACUAUGUGUGAAGUUAUAAAUAUUCAAAGUUCAUUAUUACAAAAAUUAGAAACAUUAAAACAAGAAGAAGAAGGAAUAAGUGAAGAUGAUUUAACAAUACUUGAUAAUACAAAAGUUGAAAAGAUUGAAAAUCCUUUAAUAAAUGAAAAAUUUUUAGAAAAUCAUGAUUUAAAUCAAAUUGAUCCAACCUUAGAAAAACCAAAUUUAGAUUGGCCAAUUAUUAAAUUAAAUAAUGGAAAUCAAUUACAAACAAGAUUAUUAAUUGGAGCAGAUGGUUAUAAUUCACCAGUUAGAAAAUAUGCACAAAUUGAAUCAAGAGGUUGGCAAUAUAAUAGAUUUGGAGUAGUUGCAUGUAUAAAAUUACAAUAUGAAGAUUUUAGAUCAGUUGGUUGGCAAAGAUUUUUAACUACUGGUCCAUUAGCUAUAUUACCAUUAACUGAAGAUAAUGCAACUAUAGUUUGGUCAUCAACUCCUGAAUUAAGUGAAAUAUUAAUGAAAGUAAAUGAUGAAAUUUUCCCACAUUUAGUAACUGCAGCAAUGGUAUUAGAAGAAGUUGAUUUAAAUUAUAUUUAUCUGGUUUUAGCCAAAAAUCCAAAUGAUUUUUCAAUUUUACAAGAUAUUGAAUGGAGAUUAUCUAAAUUUAAUUCAAGAGAUUUAGAUGAAAAUUAUCCUUUACCAGUUGUUGAAUUAAUUCCAAAUACUAAAGCAAGAUUUCCUUUAAAAAUGUCUCAUGCAGAUACUUAUGUUGCACCAAGAGUUGCAUUAGUUGGCGAUGCAGCUCAUACUAUUCAUCCAUUAGCUGGUCAAGGCUUAAAUAUGGGUCAACUGGAUGCUUCAGCUUUAAUAAAUGCAUUGGAAAAGGGAAUUGAUAGAGGAAUGGAUAUUGGUUCAACAUUAGUUUUAGAAGAUUAUGUUUCAAAUGCAUGGCCGGCAAAUCAUGCAUUAUUAGGAAUAUGUGAUAAAUUACAUAAAGUUUUUUCAACUGAUUUUUAUCCAAUAGUAUUAGCUAGAGGUACUGGAAUGAAAGCUUUAAAUAUGUUUGAUGGAGUGAAAAGUAUAAUGAUGAAUAUGAUAAGUGGUAGAUAA
Lodderomyces pseudojiufengensis is the source of this 1473-nucleotide messenger RNA. It is a transcript of the gene COQ6, whose product is annotated as putative N,N-dimethylaniline monooxygenase. NCBI's taxonomy places the organism in Eukaryota, Fungi, Ascomycota, Pichiomycetes, Serinales, Debaryomycetaceae. Bases 1 to 1473 code for a protein of 490 amino acids. Gene Ontology annotation, cellular component: mitochondrion. Gene Ontology annotation, biological process: ubiquinone biosynthetic process. Gene Ontology annotation, molecular function: oxidoreductase activity, acting on paired donors, with incorporation or reduction of molecular oxygen, NAD(P)H as one donor, and incorporation of one atom of oxygen; 2-octaprenyl-6-methoxyphenol hydroxylase activity; FAD binding. The record is from RefSeq and is a predicted model, not a curated record. The transcript has a single exon.